AUGCUGCUGCGGCCAGCUUCACGAACCACAAUCCGGAGUGGCGAUAAUUUAUGCGUGCGGUCACGGCGAAAGCUUCCUCGGUCAACACGUCAAAUCUCAUCAGCCGCAACAGCUGCUGUUGGGGAAGAUGAGUCCUCAAUACACUAUCGCCUCCCCGUAAAUACUCCUUCAGGCAACGAUCUUGAACCGGCUUCAACAACCCGAUGGGAGGCAAUCAAAACGGCAAAACCAUUCUCUUCCUUUCUAACAGACAAUUUCAAUCGUCAGCAUGACUACCUGCGGAUCAGUGUCACUGAGCGAUGUAACCUCCGCUGUCUGUACUGCAUGCCAGAAGAGGGCGUUCCUCUCUCCCCACCCGCUCAUCUCCUUACGAGUCCCGAGAUUCACUAUCUCGCAUCCCUUUUUGUCUCACAAGGUGUGACUAAGAUUCGCCUCACGGGUGGCGAGCCUACCGUGCGGAGGGACAUCCUCCCCCUCAUGCAUUCGAUUGGCUCUCUACGGCGCCAUGGCCUUCGUGAAUUAUGCCUUACGACGAAUGGGAUCUCCUUAUAUCGAAAACUUGAUAGCAUGGUUGAAGCAGGUCUUACUGGCGUCAAUCUGAGUCUUGACACCCUUGAUCCGUUCCAAUUUCAAAUCAUGACACGAAGAAAGGGCUUGGAUGCCGUCAUGAAGAGCAUUGACAGGAUACUCGAAAUGAACCGGCUAGGGGCGGGUAUCAAAUUAAAAAUAAAUUGCGUGGUCAUGCGGGGAAUCAAUGAACGGGAAAUCCUACCGUUUGUAGAAAUGGGCCGCGAUAAGGAGGUCGAAGUCCGCUUCAUCGAAUACAUGCCUUUUGACGGCAACAAGUGGAGCAAGGGAAAGAUGCUUUCUUACGGGGAGAUGCUGGACAUCAUUCGUGAAAAGUACCCAGGUCUGCGCAAAAUUCAGGAUCACAAAAACGACACGAGCAAGACGUACCAAGUUCCUGGAUUCCCUGGGCGCGUUGGCUUCAUCACGAGCAUGACUCACAACUUCUGCGGAACUUGCAACCGACUAAGGAUUACCUCGGACGGAAACCUGAAGGUCUGUCUCUUUGGUAACUCUGAAGUUUCUCUGCGGGAUCUGCUGCGGAAAGAUAACAGUGGCAACCCGCUCGACGAAGAAGCCUUUGAGGCGCUGAAGGAGGUUGAGAUGAACCGACAGCAGGGCUUAGCAGGACCUAAUGGUCCCAUGAGUUGGGCUGAGCGGGAGAAUGAACUCCUAGAAGUCAUUGGAAUGGCUGUGAAGCGAAAAAAGGAACGGCAUGCCGGCAUGGGCGAACUGGAGAACAUGAAGAACCGCCCUAUGAUUCUAAUUGGUGGGUAG
Xylona heveae TC161 is the source of this 1344-nucleotide messenger RNA. RefSeq names its product molybdopterin cofactor. The transcript has 2 exons. Gene Ontology annotation, biological process: Mo-molybdopterin cofactor biosynthetic process. The record is from RefSeq and is a predicted model, not a curated record. Bases 1 to 1344 code for a protein of 447 amino acids. NCBI's taxonomy places the organism in Eukaryota, Fungi, Ascomycota, Xylonomycetes, Xylonales, Xylonaceae. Gene Ontology annotation, molecular function: 4 iron, 4 sulfur cluster binding; cyclic pyranopterin monophosphate synthase activity; metal ion binding.